GCCUCUGGGCCUGGAUUACCGUGUACUCAUGUUGUGGGCUUUGCUAGCCAAAGUUGGUGGGUGGGAUCAGGCCCAGUUGGACCAUAUAAGAAACUGGCCCAUUAGAGAAAAACCCUUCAGGCUCACUUCGUCCGCCGCCGCGUUCCUCUUCUCCCACGGAAACCUCGCAGCCGCAGCCGCCGAACUCGAAGCAGCAGCCAUGGUGCUCGCGCGCAAGAAGCUGAAGCAGAAGCUGCACACGCUUCUCCCGGCUGGUGAAGCCGAGGUGGAGGAGGCUCAUGGCGAGGAGGUGCAGGUCGUGAAGGAGCGGCUCGCCUCCUCCAAGCGGCCGCGCCCCAAGCGGCCGCCCAGGAAGAAAUCGCUCCCCGAAGUGGUGUUGCAGACGGAGGAGGAGCGGAGGGAGGAAGUGGAGAGGAGGAGAGAGGAGAGGAGGAAGGAGAAGAAGGAGAAAAGGAGGAUCAGGAGGUUGAUGGAGGCCGAGGCCGCGGCGGAGACGCAGCAGUUGGGAGGGGAGAUGGGGGCGGAAGGGGAGGGCAAGGAAGAGGCGUCGGAAGAAGACGAUCCUGCUGUUGAGUCUGACCAGCCAGUCGUGGCAGAGAAUAGGCUGCAAAAUCAAAAGGUGAAAUUGGCCGAAUCUGGUGUUGGGUCCGACAAUCCUGUUGCCGCAGAGCAUAGAGAGCAAAGUGUAAAGAAGGUGUAUGUUGGUGGCAUCCCGUACUAUUCAUCUGAGGAUGACAUAAGAAGUUUCUUUGAAGGAUGUGGCAGUAUCACUGCAAUUGACUGCAUGACCUUUCCCGAGAGCGGGAAAUUCAGGGGUAUUGCAAUUCUCACAUUUAAGACUGAUGCUGCUGCACAGAGGGCAUUAGCUAUGGAUGGUGCAGAUAUGGGAGGAUUCUAUCUGAAAAUCCAGCCUUACAAACAUAACCGUGAGAAGGAAGAUUUUGCACCAAAGUUGAUAGAGGGAUAUAAUAGGAUAUAUGUUGGGAAUCUACCAUGGGAUAUAACAGAAGAUGAUCUAAAGAAGUUCUUUUCAGACUGCAAAAUCUCGUCCAUCCGAUUUGGAACAGACAAGGAGACAGGUGAUUUCAAAGGCUAUGCACACGUUGAUUUUUCUGAUGGUACAUCUGUUACUGUUGCACUGAAGCUCGACCAGAGGGUGAUUAAGGGACGGCCAGUCAGAAUCAGAUGCGCGGUUCCCAAAAAGGAUAAUCAGAAAAUCAGUGAUAAUGGGAACUCAGAUCCUUCGAAGAGUAAGAUUCGGGCAUGCUAUGAAUGUGGGACCCCUGGGCACCUUUCUUCUUCUUGCCCAAAUAAGAAGGAUUCUGAAGUACGGAAAUGCUAUGAAUGUGGCACCCCUGGGCACCUAUCUUCUGCUUGCCCAAAUAAGAAGAUUUCUGAUGAAAACAAGGCUACUGUUGAUUCAGCUAUAGCAUCGUCAAAGAAGAGGCGAACAUGUUAUGAAUGUGGCAUCCCUGGGCAUCUCUCUUCUUCUUGCCCAAAUAAGGAUGCUAAAUUUGUUUCUGAUGAAAAUAAGGCUAACGUUGACUCAGCCACAGCAUCAUCAAAGAAGAGGCGAACAUGUUACGAGUGUGGGACUCCUGGCCAUCUCUCAUCAGCUUGCCCAAACAAAAGGCCUGCAGACUCUGUUCAGAACAACAGGGAGCCUGUUGAUGAUGCAAAGGCAGAACCACCUACCAUCAUAUCUGAGGAAAUGAAAGUCGGUGAUGAAUCGAAUUCAGUACCUUCAAAGAAGAGGCGGAAGUGCUAUGAGUGUGGAAUUUCUGGCCAUCUCUCGUCAGCUUGCCCAAACAAAAAGGUUGCUGAGGUUGUUGAUGAUGAAGUGAAAUGUGAUACUGGCUCAAACACUAUGCCUUCAACCAUUGUCGAGGAGAAGAAGGCCAGCGAUGACGCAAAAUCUGCACCUGCAAAGAAAAAGAAGCGGCGGACAUGUUAUGAGUGUGGCAUCGCCGGCCAUCUCUCAUCGGAGUGCCCAAACAAGGCAGCUGCGUAAGGCAAAUGAUUGUUGGCAUCUUGGGCCAUCUCUGCUCAGAGUGCCUGAACACAACUGAGCAAGGCAGUUGCUGAGGCCAAAUGAUUGUAGCAUUUGUUUUUGUUUUAAUUCUUCAGGAUUUAGUCCCAGUGUAGACCUUGUUUUGAGCAGCAAAGUUGUUAUCUCUGAAGGAAGAGGGAAGUUUUGUAGCUGGUAGGCCUUAAAAUAAACAACAUUAUUAUCUUUCCAUAUCAAAUUUUCAUUGCAUGAAAAAGUAUGCAUGGGAUUAUCACCCAAUUAUUGGAAAAGAGUUUGGUGGAAUCA
Messenger RNA from Panicum hallii, 2314 nucleotides. RefSeq names its product nucleolar protein 13-like. Gene Ontology annotation, molecular function: zinc ion binding; RNA binding. The transcript has 5 exons. NCBI's taxonomy places the organism in Eukaryota, Viridiplantae, Streptophyta, Magnoliopsida, Poales, Poaceae. Bases 29 to 2011 code for a protein of 660 amino acids. The record is from RefSeq and is a predicted model, not a curated record.